GUUCGUUGCUGGCAACCUCCAGCUCCCUAAUUCCUUCCUUCUACAUACUCGCCGCCAUUGUUUCGCUGUAUAUUUCUUUUGUUCCACGUUCUUUCGCUUGUCGUUCCUUCUCUUAUUAAACAGGACACGAGUCCUCUACCCCCGUACCAAGCAUACCCUAGACGGGCCACUUGGCGAUCUGGCCCGCCAUUGACGGCAUUGAUUUGCGAUAUCCUUGAAACCCACCUCUUUCGUACCCACCAUGGCGAACCGUCAGAUUACUCGACGCAUUCUCAUCAGUACCGCGAUUGCCGUCUUCCUGCUCUUUGUUUUCUUUAUCCGACCUGAAGGACCGCCGAGUCCCGCGAUCCGUGCCCCCGGUCACCUGGAGAAGUCUACGCAGGCCGUGGUCUCCAAAGAUGACCUCACCAAGGGCGAUGUUGUAAUGCCCCGGCUGGGGAAUGCAACCGCGAAAGCCGAAUUGGGUCGUGCGACAUGGAAGUACUUCCACACCAUGCUAGCUCGAUACCCCGAGGACCCGACGGAGGAGCAGCAGGAAACUCUUCGCUCCUUCAUCUACCUUUUUGCGCGACUCUAUCCAUGUGGGGAGUGCGCUUCUCACUUCCAGGGUCAUCUGAAAAAGUACCCGCCGCAAGUUUCGUCGCGCAACGCGGCUGCAGGAUGGGGCUGCUUUAUCCACAACGAAGUGAACACCAUGCUCGAAAAGCCGAUCUUCGACUGCAAUAAUAUUGGGGACUUUUACGACUGCGGCUGCGCCGAGGAUGAGGAGGGCGAGGGUGAUGAAACUUCGAAAGAUAAGAAGAGUCAGAGCGCUGCUCGAGACGAGGUUGAUAGCGAUGAUGCCGUUUCGCCCGUUGAGAUAUCCAGGGAGCCGUUAGUUACGUCCUUUGAUUACCACGGGAGCGAAGAUACUGAUCAGACGAUCUAGGACUACGCGGGGUUGAACAGGACCGCAGAACUUUGGUAUCUAAUCCGUGCACCUGGUUGCGUUUAUACCCAGUAAUUGUUCUUGCAUGCUCUACCAACGCAGGAUCGCUGGGUGC
Molecule: messenger RNA, 1043 nt
Organism: Aspergillus costaricaensis CBS 115574
Lineage: Eukaryota; Fungi; Ascomycota; Eurotiomycetes; Eurotiales; Aspergillaceae
Product: flavin-linked sulfhydryl oxidase ERV2
Exons: 3
Coding region: 242-928 (228 amino acids)
Cellular component (GO): mitochondrion
Molecular function (GO): flavin adenine dinucleotide binding; flavin-dependent sulfhydryl oxidase activity
Source: RefSeq, a predicted model, not a curated record